AUGGACGAGCUCAUUUCGUUGUUUUGUGGGUGUUUUCCUGGCAUAAGCAAGACGCCCAUAUUGAAGAUCAACAAUGCCAAAUUCAAGAUCUUGAAACUUCUUGGGGAAGGAGGGUUUUCCUAUGUGUACUUGGUGGAGGCCUCAAAUGGAGGAAAGUACGCGUUGAAAAAGAUAAGAUGUCCCUAUGGAUCCACCGAGACAGUGAAGAGUGCCAUAAACGAGAUCAAUAACUACAACGAGUUCCAUUCGCCAUACAUCAUCAGGUCAAUUGACUCCAGUAUAAUUGAGGAAAAAGAUGGGUCGAAGACUAUUUAUAUCUUGCUACCGUUUUUCGAGAAGGGAUCGUUGCAGGAUCUAAUAGUCGAUCUAGUUAUCAACAACCAGAAAGUGAAAGAAAUAGAUGCAAUCCGAACCUUCAUUGGGAUUGCAAGGGGAUUACAAGCCAUGCACAGACACAGCAAUAACGUGAAUGUCAAUAAGAACAAGAAGAUAAACUACAGGGAUAUAAUUAAAUCUACUACAGGAGGAAUUUCUUUAGAAACAUUGGAGAUUAACAAUUCCGAUGCGUUUAUUAAUAGUGGUAAUGACGAUGGCAAUGAUAACGAUAAUGAUUAUAUGCCAUAUUCUCAUAGAGAUCUUAAGCCAGCCAAUGUUAUGAUAUCAAAAGAUGGAAUACCAGUAUUAUGUGAUUUAGGAUCUUGCUCAAAAGCACGGAUUCAUAUCAAAAACCGAAAUGAAGCAAUGAAGUUACAAGAUUUAGCAGCAGAGGUUUGUACAUUACCAUACCGAGCACCAGAGUUAUUAGACGUUAGUAGUAAUUGUUUUAUCACAGAGAAAACCGAUAUUUGGUCAUUGGGAUGUUUAUUAUUUGCUAUACUAUUCGGAACAUCGCCGUUUGAAAAGGAGGAAGCUGAAAGUGGAGCCAGCAUGAGUUUAGCUAUAAGUUCGGGAAGUUAUUCAAUACCAAACAACAACAGCUAUUCUAAGGAUAUUAUUGAAUUGAUCAAAUCAUGUUUAAAUGUUGAAGCAACAUCAAGACCAGAUAUUGAAGAAGUACUAUCAAAAUCAUUGGAGAUUCAAACGAAAUUGGAACAACAACGACUCUAA
Messenger RNA from Ascoidea rubescens DSM 1968, 1107 nucleotides. It is a transcript of the gene ENV7, whose product is annotated as putative serine/threonine protein kinase ENV7. NCBI's taxonomy places the organism in Eukaryota, Fungi, Ascomycota, Saccharomycetes, Ascoideales, Ascoideaceae. Gene Ontology annotation, molecular function: protein serine/threonine kinase activity; ATP binding. The record is from RefSeq and is a predicted model, not a curated record. The transcript has 2 exons. Gene Ontology annotation, cellular component: Golgi apparatus; cytoplasm. Gene Ontology annotation, biological process: protein phosphorylation; regulation of vacuole fusion, non-autophagic; vacuolar protein processing. The coding region runs from base 1 to 1107 and encodes 368 amino acids.